Oncorhynchus keta (chum salmon) is the source of this 7185-nucleotide messenger RNA. Its product is annotated as macrophage-stimulating protein receptor-like. NCBI's taxonomy places the organism in Eukaryota, Metazoa, Chordata, Actinopteri, Salmoniformes, Salmonidae. Gene Ontology annotation, molecular function: ATP binding; transmembrane receptor protein tyrosine kinase activity; protein binding. Gene Ontology annotation, biological process: positive regulation of kinase activity; nervous system development; cell migration. The transcript is spliced from 21 exons. The record is from RefSeq and is a predicted model, not a curated record. Gene Ontology annotation, cellular component: membrane; signaling receptor complex. Bases 332 to 4465 code for a protein of 1377 amino acids.
CAAACCGUCUGGUGCACUGCAGUCUAUGAUUCACCUUUCGCCUGGAAAUAGAAACUGUUUUCAUUGUUUGAAAAAUAGCGUAGGCUACGCAUACAGCACAUUCUCCAUGAAAAUAAAUAUUGGUGAAGGGAAAACUUUUCGAAGUCCGCGCGUGGUCAAUGAAUUGUCAGUUAUGCUGUCAAGAGGACAACUCUGAGAUUCGUGACGUUCGUGCAUUACAUCAAACAGAGAUCUGCAGCUGGUCUCAAUAAGGAUGACAUUGUCCAACAAUCAGACCUGGAGGUAACGCAAGGACGUCAGUCCCCCCUUCUCUCUGCAUCUGAGAGUGGAGAUGGUCCACUGGGCCACACAGUGGUUGACAUGUGUCUGGCUCCAGACUGUCUUGACCUCCACAUUGGACACCUGCCCCUCCACAACCCCUAGCCCUGUCAACUUCUCUGUGGUCUACACCAUGCCCUUCUUCCAAACAAAGAGCCCCAUCCAAAACAUAGUGACCAACUCAAUGUACCAGGAAGUGUAUGUGGCAUCUCAGAAUGUGAUCGAGGCUGUGAACAUGAGUUUGGAGAAGGUGUGGGAGCUUCCUACAGGCCCAGUGGGCGGCCCUGAGUGUAAGAUUUGUGAUUUGUGUGACGUUGACAAGGAUCCCAACUUCCUAGAGAACACUGACAAUGAGGUAUUAUUGUUGGAUACAUUCUUUAUGUAUUUAUACUCUUGUGGGAGUUCUCAAUAUGGUGUAUGCCAUUUCCACCAACUUAAGACAGAUGGACAACCACCCAAUAAGAAUUCAUCUAAGUGUUUAUUCAGAAAAGAAUCUAACUCUGCUGCCUAUUGCCCUGACUGCCUUGCCAGCCCGCUGGGCACCAAAGUCACCAUGGUGGAGGAGGGACAGACUGUAUACUUUUUUGUGGCUUCCACUGUAAAUGAUAGCAUGACACAGAGAUAUGACAGGAAGUCCAUAUCAGUGCGCCGGCCAUUGGCGUCAGAAGACGGUUUUUACAAUGACGUGCGGGGACUGACCGUUCUGCCUAGCCUGCGCAGGACCUACAACAUUGAGUAUGUCUACAGCUUCUUCACCCAGGAGUUUGUCUACUUCCUGUCCGUCCAGAGAGAGAGCCCUGACCAAGAGUUCUCCCCGUUUCAGACGCGGCUGGGCCGCCUGCCGAGGAAUGAGUGGGAGAUGAGGAGGUACCGGGAGGUGGUUCUGGAGUGCCGGUUUGAACCCAAACGGAGGAGAAGGAACACGGUAAGCGGGAGUGAGGCCUUUAAGGAUGUGGUGUACAACAUGGUGCAGGCCGCCCACUUUGGGAAGGCAGGCAGUGAGCUGGCGGAAGAACUUGGAGCAGAGGAAGAGGAUGACAUCCUGUAUGGAGUGUUCGCUGUCACAGAUGACAAUAGGGUCACAGAGCACGACUCAGCCCUCUGUGCCUUUCCAAUGGACAAUGUGAACAAGGCCAUCGAUGACGGGGUGGAUGACUGCUGUAAGUCUGGCCCGGAGCAGCUGUCCCGGGGACUUUGCCACUUCCAGGCCUGCGAGAGCUGUCCUCAUGAGAGCAUGGAGAACAACGCCACCUGCAGGGACCACCCCACCAUGGUGUCUAAGCCCUAUUACAGAGUGGACCUCUUCAACAGGCAGAUGAAUGACAUCCUGCUCACCUCCCUGCUUGUCACCACCAUAGAGAACAAGACCGUGGCACACAUUGGCACCUCCACUGGACGGCUCCUCCAGCUUGUUUUGAGAAGAUCAAGCCCUAUUAUCUUUGCCAAUUACACCUUGGUAGAGAACCAGAGGGUCUCCCCAAUUGCUGCUGUGUACUCGUCAGAAUCUCUACUGUUUGUGGUUGGAGACAAGGUGAUCCAGGUGCCUCAGAGGGGGCCAGGCUGCCAGCACUUCAUGACCUGUGCCAUGUGCCUGACAGCCCCUGAGUUUAUGGUCUGUGGCUGGUGCUCUGGAGAGUGUUCCUGGGAGGAGGAGUGCAGUGGCCACUGGAGGAACGAGUCUUGCCCCCCUGGUAUUUCCGGGUUCUUCCCCAAGACAGCUCCCCCUGAUGGUCAAUCAGAGCUGACUCUGUGUGGCUGGGAGUUUCAGUCUCCCCUGAGGCCUGCCAUCAGCUCCAGAACCCACCUGGUGAGACUGGGACAGACAGCCUGCUCCAUACUGCCACUGAAGAGCAACAACACACACCUGGUGUGUAAGAUCCACUCUGGGCCCAUUGAGCUGUCCAAAUCAGUUAACAUCACUGUGGAGGUGCAUGAGGAGAAGAUAGAGGGCCGCUACUCCAUCGACGGAAAAUCAGAAACGCCAGGAUUUACCUUUGUGAUUCCCAACAUCACAGACAUCCAGCCCAACUACGGGCCUCGUGUUGGGGGAACUCUGAUUACUGUGACUGGGCCUCACCUGGACGCUGGGAAGAACAGGAGGGUCACUCUAAAUGGAGAUCCCUGCCCAAUCACCAGUGUCACAGCGCCCAGAGGGAACAUGUCCUCCAUCAUCUGUCUGUCUCAGCCCAUCGCGGAGGUGAGGGACGUCCCCCUCACUGUGUUCAUAGACAAGUCCCCUGUCCUUACCACCAAAGUCUUCUACUACAAAGAAAACCCAGAGGUCACAGCUGUCCUCCCAGACUGCAGUUUCGACAGGGGCUCAAAGAUAAUCAUUGAAGGGAAGAACUUGGACUCUGUUUACAGGACCAUCAUCCGCUUUAAGCCCAAUGAGGGCCACCUGAAGCCUGUCAUCAGAGUGUGCAAAGGCAAGUCUUUGCCUACACGGAUGGAGUGCAUAACUCCUGCUCUCCUCCGGGAAGAAACAGAGGAAGGGGAGCUCUCCUUUGAUAUGGAUGGAGCUGUUGGACUGUGGAAUGGAGAGUUCUCCUACCACCCCUAUGGCGAGCCCAUACCCUUUGAAACUGAGGGCCAUGUACUUAGGCUGUACCAUGGACAAGAUGAAGUGUCACUGCAUCACCAGAAACUGAACCUUGUGAGUUCCUGCAUGACAAUCACUAUGACAGUGGGAGGAGUGGAUUGUGACGCGAAAGUCCUGGACAAUGAAAUCACCUGCAGGAUCCCCAGAAACGUAACCAUCAGUGAAGGACUGCCUGUGAAGAUCUCCAUCAAUGGGCAGGUUCACAACGUUGGGGCUGUGGUCCUGGUCAGUAAUCACUACAUGGUGGGCAUCGUACUGGGGAUACUGGGGGCCCUGGUGGCGGGGGCUGUGCUGGCCUUCGUAGUCAUGAAGCACCUGAGGAAGCAGAAGAAAGACUCUCAGGUGGAGACCCGUUUGGCCCAAAACCAUAACCGCUCCAACAGCAGUAGUCUGGAACUGUCAUCUGUAGCUGACUACAGAAGAGUAGUCCUGCCUCAGAGGCCAAGUUUGGCUCUGGGAAGCCCAGUGGUGUUCCCCAGUCUGGCCUACCCUGCAGGCAGAAUGGACCCCACACUCACCCCCCUCCUACCCCCUGAGAAGAUCUCCAUUUCCAGCUUCAGACCAGAGCUCCUGGAAGAGGUGAAGGAUGUGCUGAUCCCAGCAGACAUGCUCAUUGUCCAGCAUUGCCAGAUCAUUGGCAAGGGUCACUUUGGCACAGUUUAUCAUGGCUACUUCACAGACCACAACAACAGAGAAAUCCAUUGUGCUGUCAAGUCAUUGAACAGGAUAACAGAUGUAGAGGAGGUAGAGCAGUUUCUGAAGGAGGGCAUCCUGAUGAAGGGGUUCCAUCACACCAACGUUCUCUCUCUGCUGGGCAUCCUGUUGCCUCAGGAAGGGCUACCCCUGGUGGUACUACCUUAUAUGAAACACGGGGACCUCCGCCACUUCAUACGCUGUGAGAAAAGGAACCCCACAGUGAAGGACCUGAUUGGCUUUGGGCUUCAGGUUGCCAAGGGGAUGGAGUACUUAGCACAUAUGAAGUUUGUGCACAGGGACCUUGCAGCACGCAACUGCAUGCUGGAUGAGUCGUACACCGUGAAGGUGGCAGACUUCGGCAUGGCUAGGGAUGUGUUUGAUAAGGAGUACUACAGCAUUCAGGACCACAGGAAGGCUAAGUUACCAGUCAAGUGGAUGGCCAUCGAGAGCCUCCAGACACAGAAAUUCACUGCCAAGUCAGACGUAUGGUCCUUUGGGGUGUUGAUGUGGGAGAUGUUAACGAGAGGAGCAAGCCCCUACCCAGAGGUGGACCCCUAUGACAUCACACAUUACCUACUGAAAGGCAGGAGACUCCCCCAACCACAGUUCUGUCCUGACCCUUUGUAUGCCAUCAUGCUGCAGUGUUGGGACCCAGACCCAGAAGUGAGGCCCAGCUUCGCCACGCUGGUGUCUGCUGUCCUGACCAUCCUGUCUGGCCUGGAGGGGGAGCACUACAUCAACCUCAAGGUCACCUAUGUCAACCUGGACCAGCCACGCCCCUAUCCCGCCCUCACUGAGUCCGCAGACGAGUGUGAUUCCUCAGACACUGAAGACACACGCUCAGUGUCCUGAUGUCACACCAGGACAGGUACAUGUAGUAUGGUUUGGUGCUAUGAGCACAAGGACCUCAAAAAGUCUAACUAAAGGUUGUUGAUUAUCUUUUACUACCUAGUGUCGAUAGGAAGCAGUUGCAAUGCACAAAGUCUAAGGGACUUGAAAGUUCUUCCCCCAUUCACAUUAUAGUAUACUACCUGGCAAAGUUUUUUGUAUUAUAAGAGUGGAUGUAAUGUCCAUAUGUUUUCUAUUAAUUGUUUUUGAGAUAAAGUAAUUAUACUGUAUCAUUUGGAUCAUACUUUUACAAAACAAAAUGGACCCUAACGUUUUAACAGUGACCUGUCAUUGUUACUUUUAUUUCAUGUGUGACCUUCCUGGUCCCGUCCCUCAAGUCAGUGAGUCAACACAGGAAGGAGCAAUGGAUGGAUAGUUCAUUUAUUUCCAAAGCUGCAAUGACGUGACACACACAGUAUGGAUGAAUGGUCAGGAGUCGACAGGAUAUAAAUAGAACUCCCACAGUGAUUCUUCAUAAAUCUGCUGUGUAAUAUACUAACAAAAAAACAAAACAAUUGAAAUGUCUAUCAAAGUCAUUGUGAUCGUAUGGUGGAUUUAACCAUUUCUAAAAAUUCCUAAUUCCUAACUAUAAUAAAAUAAAUACAUUGUUUCCAUGUGUAAUCUCAUAUUUACAACAUCACAAUAAACUAUCAUCCAUUUUAGUAUCCAAAAUAUAUAAACUUAACCUGAACAAAUUGUCACAUUUGUGGUGAAGAAAUAUAAUAUACAUAGAAUGUGCCACAUCUUUUCCUAAACUAACAAAACCAGGCUAUUAAACUGGCUGAUGUUCAUGAGUUUAUAAAACAUAUACUUUAUACAUUUGUCAUAAAUUACUUGCAAUGAUGGGAUACACACAGUAUGGAUGAAUGGUCAGUAGUCUACAAGAUAUAAAUAUCACUCCUAAAGAAGAUGCAUUUUCGAGUUACCAACGUCAAAGUGGGAAUUUUAGCUUGCUUAAAACCCACAUGGAAAACUGAGAUUCCGCAAAUAACAAAUAUAGAGUGGCUUAUUUAAUGCCAAGCAAACAAUAGUAGUUACUAAUAACAUCAAUUGCUAAUGUAUGAUGUAAAAUCUGGAUUUUAUGAUGUAAUGUCAAUUUAUUACAUUUCUAUCCCGGGACCAUUCAAUUUUCAACUCACUCAUAGAAAUUCUCCAUAAAUCUACUGUUGAUUAACCAGAAUCCCAUGCCUUUAUCACUAAGUGUAUUAGACAAUGUAAACACACUAAUCUACCAGGAGGUGGCGUAAUACCCAUUUUAUUCAGGAAUGUAACAAUUGAAUUGCACCUUUACACAUGCACAAUGUGUUUUAGAUAGAGUGUAAUAAAUUGACAUAUUUAUUCUAGAUUCUUCAUCUGCCAUUUAAGUAGUAUUUAUUUUUUAACAUGAGCUUCUUCCCAUGUGGUGGCUUCAUCCAUUGUUACUGUACACUUACAGUAACAGAUACAAAUGAGACUUGUGUAAACCAUCACUGGCAAACCCUCAUGAGUUGUCCAUCAAGACUGUCAUUGAGCAAGACUUCCACUAGAGGCCAGUGUUUUACUAGAACACUGGAGAACUAUGGUGAAAACACAGCACUUUAAUAUGUAAAUCAAAUUUCCUGAACACCAUAAAGUAAAAUGGAGACAUCUCAUUGAAAAACAUGUAUUGGUGUACUUUCCAUAUGAAUCACAUCCUUUCCUUACUCUCAAAUUGCAUAUCUAUCUAUCUUUAAGACUGCACACAGUGGCCAGCAGCUCAUGAGUUGUUUUUGUAAUGAAUAAAUGGGAAGAACAACCAUAAAACACUCAUCCAAAGACGAGCUGACUUUCUGUGGAAAAUAGCAGCAAAGUUGAAAAAGAAGUCACAAUAAUCCCACCUCUUGCACACAAAAAUAAUAAAAGACAAAUAAAACCAGAGGGAAAUAAACAAAGUGUUUCUUUAUUUCCAAGCUACCAAAGAACAAAAGUGAAUUCCCAGAUGGCGGAGACUUUGAUUCGUUCUGAGAGAAACGCACAUCGUCAAAAAAUGUGUCUGGAUACCGGGGAGGGCAGAACCCUGGGUUUUAUAGAAGGAGGGGAUGAAGAGCCUGCUCUUUCUCUCACCGCACUGCCUGCCUGCCUGCCUGUGUGCGUGCUAAGAGUUACAGUCAGUGUCAGAAUGGGUAAUAUUAAUAAAUGGGUCUUAAAUACAUCUAAAACCAAAAGCAUUGUAUUUGAUUCAAAGCCUUCUCUUAGACUUAAACCUCAACUUGAGUUGUGAGUAAAGGGUGUAACCAUUGAACAUCGGAUCCUAGGAGUGACAUUGGAUGGUCAGUUAUCAUGGUCAAGUCAUAUGGCCAAAGUUGUAGUGAAGAUGAGAAGAGGUAUGUCUGUUAUAAAAAAAGACGUUCUGUGUUUUUGACACAAAGAUCAACUUUGAUUCAGGCUUUGAUCUUGUCCAAUCUCGAUUACUGUCCAGUAAUAUGGUCAAGUGCUGCAAAGAAAGACCUAGCAAAGUUGCAGCUGCUCAAAACAAAACAGCACGCCUUGCCCUUAACUGCACACACAGAACUAACAUCAACAGCAUGCAUAAUAGUCUUUCAUGGUUGAGGAGAAAUCUACUUAUCUUAUAGUCUUUGUAGCCCGUUCCUGCAGUCAAUGGCCUCAUGGGUGGAAUGUUAUUCAUAUUUUUCAUAGUUUCAUAAUUAAUACAGAUUAUCACCCCC